This is a messenger RNA of Ahaetulla prasina, 1001 nucleotides long. RefSeq names its product small nuclear RNA activating complex polypeptide 5 (gene SNAPC5). The record is from RefSeq and is a predicted model, not a curated record. Gene Ontology annotation, biological process: transcription by RNA polymerase II; transcription initiation at RNA polymerase III promoter. Bases 68 to 343 code for a protein of 91 amino acids. The transcript is spliced from 3 exons. Gene Ontology annotation, cellular component: nucleus. NCBI's taxonomy places the organism in Eukaryota, Metazoa, Chordata, Lepidosauria, Squamata, Colubridae.
GGCCGUCGCCGGGCGACGUCAUCCCUGCGCGCGCGCCCCCCCCCGAGGCGGGGAGGAGGGGAGCAGGAUGCUGAGCCGCCUGCAGGAGCUCCGCAAGGAGGAGGAGACGCUGCUGCGGGUCAAGGAGGCGCUGCACGACCAGCUCACCCGCCUCAAGGUGGAAGAGUUGGCUCUUCGGUCCAUGAUCAACGCCCGGGAAGGGACGGUGUUCACUCCCUCGGCUGCUGUCACGGAGGAGCACGUAAACAUGGACAAUGAAAUGGCCAUUAAUCAGACCAAACUGCAGUUACAAGUGCAUGGUGAUGAGGAGGAAGAGGAAGAGGAGGAAGAAUCCGAUUCCUAGGGCGCCAGUGUUGCUGUCAGGCCAGUGUUCCAGGAAAAGAUUUCCGAAGCCACCCCUGGCUUUGAUGAAACUUUGUGCGGUGCUACAGAGACUAAACUCCAACCAGAAAUGCCGCUGAGCAUCUCACAAACUUCCGAAGGCGGUAAUCAAUUGACGGGGCAGGUUGGAAAAAAGGCAGUAUUGAAGCCUAAACUAUGUAGCAACGGGUCAUUUUCUAGAUCAGGGGUCUCCAACCUUGGUCCCUUUAAGACUUGUGGACUUCAACUCCCAGAGUCCCUCAGCCAGCAAAGCUGGCUGAGGAACUCUGGGAGUUGAAGUCCACAAGUCUUAAAGGGACCAAGGUUGGAGACCCCUGUUCUAGAGCAGACCUACGUUUCAAAACAAGUAGCAGUUCAGGAAAACGAAGCUUUUGAAGCAAUAAUCUGUCUGUGAAACAUCUCCUGCCCAGUUGUAAAAAAAAAAAAAACAGCUGGGAAGCGAAGCCAGUUGGUUUUCCUGAACCUCCUAUGGACAAAUUGCACAAAAGUAGUGAAAAAUGUGGGGUGUGUUUUUACCCCACCCCCACCCCCCGUAUGGCUGUAUACGACUCCUUUAUUCUGGUUGGUUUGAGCCUGUUUUAUGAAACUUGUAUGGAAUAAAAAAACUUACGUUUUGUUUA